CCUUCCUUGGCCCUGGCGCUCCCUAGCGACCCCGCAGCGAGUGAAGCUGGACCGGCGCUCGGCGGGUACUAGAGGACACAUAUCUUAACUGGGUUGCUCUAAGGACUAAUGCCUAAACCAUCUCAGCAUGGCCUGUAGAGGAGAAGGUGGGCAUGGCCAGCGUCCCUCAGCUUCACUCUCCCAUGUCAGCCCUGGACGUCUUUCCACGUGUAGAACCUGUACCCAUAAUAUAUGCAUGGUGUCGGACUUUUUCUACCCAAAUAUGGGAGGCGUGGAAGGCCACAUUUACCAGCUCUCUCAGUGCCUGAUUGAAAGAGGGCACAAGGUCAUAGUUGUCACCCAUGCUUAUGGAGAUCGCAAAGGCAUCCGUUACCUCACUAAUGGCCUCAAAGUCUAUUACUUGCCUCUGAAAGUCAUGUACAACCAAUCUACAGCCACGACCCUCUUUCACAGUCUGCCAUUGCUCAGGUACAUAGUUGUUCGGGAGAGAGUCACGAUAAUCCAUUCACAUAGUUCCUUUUCUACCAUGGCCCAUGAUGCCCUCUUCCACGCCAAGACAAUGGGCCUCCAGACAGUCUUCACGGACCAUUCCCUUUUUGGAUUUGCUGAUGUCAGCUCGGUGCUUACAAACAAGCUUCUAACUGUGUCUCUUUGUGACACAAACCACAUAAUUUGUGUCUCUUACACUAGUAAGGAAAACACUGUGCUAAGAGCAGCACUGAAUCCUGAAAUAGUGUCCGUCAUUCCUAAUGCUGUAGAUCCUACUGACUUCACUCCAGACCCAUUUAGAAGGCAUGAUAGUGUAAUAACUAUUGUUGUUGUCAGCAGACUUGUUUACAGAAAAGGGACCGAUUUGCUUAGUGGUAUAAUACCUGAACUCUGUCAGAAAUAUCGCAAUUUAAAUUUCAUAAUUGGAGGAGAGGGACCAAAGAGAGUCAUUUUGGAAGAAAUACGGGAAAGAUACCAUCUCCAUGACAGAGUGCGUCUCUUGGGAGCCUUAGAACACAAAGAAGUCAGAAAUGUCUUAGUUCAAGGACAUAUUUUUCUUAAUACUUCCCUUACUGAAGCAUUCUGCAUGGCAAUUGUGGAAGCAGCCAGUUGUGGUUUACAGGUUGUAAGUACCAGGGUUGGUGGAAUUCCUGAAGUACUUCCAGAAAAUCUUAUCAUUUUAUGUGAGCCUUCUGUAAAAUCUUUGUGUGAGGGAUUGGAAAAAGCUGUUUCCCAACUGAAGUCAGGAGCAUUGCCGUCUCCAGAAAAUAUCCACAACAUCGUAAAGGCUUUCUACACCUGGAGGAAUGUUGCGGAGAGAACUGAAAAAGUGUAUGACCAAGUGGCGGCAGAAGCUAUGUUACCGAUGGACAAACGACUGGACAGACUCAUCUCUCAAUGUGGCCACUUGACAGGCUGCAUUUUUGCUUUGUUGGCUGUAUUCAACUUGUUCUUCCUCAUUUUCCUGAGAUGGGUGACUCCAGAUUCUAUCAUCGAUGUUGCAGUAGAUGCCACAGGGCCAAAGGGUGCCUGGACUCAUCAGUAUCCUUACAGGAAAAAGGUGGACGAGAACAAUGAGGUAUCUAAAACCAGGUAGAAGAAAGCCUGGAUUGUGAGAUUUUAAACACUUGUAAUAGUUCUAUUAAGACUAUUGAAAAUAACCUUGCUUUUUUUCUUUUUAAAGUUAAUAGUAAGUUAUGCUACCUCUUUAUCAUUCCGUGUUUUAUUUUGAGGAAAGAUAAACACUUAUGCAAUUCCUGAGUGUAGAAACUCCUUGCACUUAUUUAAAAUUUGGGAGAGAACAUUGAAGCCACUCAGGUAUGCAAUUUUUCAGACUACUGAAAUCCCUCUAGCAGACAUGUUUUAACGUUAUAUUUUGGGAGCUUUGGGUGCUGAAGGGCCAAACGUUUUCUGGGCAUUUUUUGGCCAGUUUUAAAUGUUCUACCAUUGAUUAGACAUUCACCAGAUGUUUACAAGUUUUCUUUAGGGAAGUACAACAACUCUGUGAACUAUUUUAAGUUGUGUUCAUACUACAUUUAUUAGAACUUAAGUCGUGUUCUUAAACUUUUAUUGGGUAUGCUCAGUAAGUGUUCCAUAUAAUCAGCAGGUUUCUUGAGUAAAAUGGGCUGUCAGCGACCAGCAUGUUUUAAGCACCUACCACGCAUAGAAUGUUGAACUAGAUGCUUCCUGCGG
This is a messenger RNA of Mesoplodon densirostris (Blainville's beaked whale), 2181 nucleotides long. It is a transcript of the gene PIGA, whose product is annotated as phosphatidylinositol glycan anchor biosynthesis class A. The transcript is spliced from 6 exons. NCBI's taxonomy places the organism in Eukaryota, Metazoa, Chordata, Mammalia, Artiodactyla, Ziphiidae. The record is from RefSeq and is a predicted model, not a curated record. Bases 128 to 1585 code for a protein of 485 amino acids. Gene Ontology annotation, cellular component: glycosylphosphatidylinositol-N-acetylglucosaminyltransferase (GPI-GnT) complex. Gene Ontology annotation, biological process: GPI anchor biosynthetic process. Gene Ontology annotation, molecular function: phosphatidylinositol N-acetylglucosaminyltransferase activity.